ACAGGUUCCUUCUUCCUCCCUCUUCCUGCUCUUUCCUCAUUUCCUGCCUCUCCCGAGUCUCCCGCCCUCUCUCACAGCGGGAGAGAACAGAGGUCAACUCACCAGGAAGGGGCCGUGCUCUGUAAGGAACCCAUCUAGGGAGCUGCAGCCAGGACCCCCGUUGAGCCAAAGCACUACGGGGCUGUUCUUUGGGUCUUUCUGCGACUCCACAAACCUAGGAAGGGGACAGGGCAGGAUUGAUGCAAGUAAGAGACCCUGUCCUGCCUGGGGUCAUCAGAACUCGCCCGCCCAGUUACCAUGCCCUCCUCGGUAGGCAGGGCCGCAUACCAGUAAUGGAAGUGCUUGGAAUCCGAGGCUCUGAGGUAGCCGGAGUACUGCUGGAAAGCCGGCUGCUUGGCCAGGCCGGGGAGGCAAUCGAUUUUAUCCUGAUCCGGAGCUGCUUCGCCCCGGGACAUCCAGGACACGAGCAGCAGCAAGAGCAGUGGAGACAGCGCGGCUCGGAGCAUCUGCGGGAGGAAGCGUCGGCAGAGGAUGUUUACCGGUCUCCCCGCUCCUUGGCGCUUUGGUGCAGCAGUCCCAGGGGAGGAGCCGGUGCGCAUCUCCCCGGGAAGCCCUCACCCGGGUUCAGCUCCCGGUCCCAGAACCUCGUUCACUGCCCAUCAGCCCGGGAAUCUCCUUACCUCUGCUUCCCUGCGUCCUUGCUCUCCAGGAGGCGCCGGUGGACUGGAAGUCAUGUGUAGGCCUAGUCACGUGAACUUCUGCAUCACGUGACAGUUUGCUCACGUCCACUUUUUUGUCUGCGGGCCUGAGGGUCGGGAGCGGUCAGUUACCAGGUCAAAGUGCACUGCCCCGCCGAUUAGUAGCUAGGGUGUCAGAGAUCAGAUGAUCUUGGUGUUGACAGCAAGGUUUCCCAGGCUCCUGGGGACAUGUCACUGGCGAGAUGCCAAGAAGCGGCGCUAGGACCCCUGGGCUGAGCAGGGGUUAGGUAGGCAAGGGGGAAAUGCCUUACAUGGUCCCCCCGCGGUCACCCUCUGAGCCUGCCGCCCAAAAUAGCCCUUGACAUGAGCUUGCUUGCCUCAUGGCGGCGGCGAGAUGGCUGCUGUCUCCGAACUCGUAGGGUUGGGUGGCCCACGGGACCCUGCGCGCCCGGAGCCCCCUCCCACCCGCUUCCAUCAUGUGCACGGAGCCAACAUCCGCGUGGACCCGUCGGGGACGCGAGCCACACGCGUGGAGAGCUUCGCCCACGGUGUGUGCUUCAGUCGCGAGCCCCUUGUCCCGGGCCAGGUAUUCCUAGUGGAGAUAGAGGAAAAAGAACUGGGCUGGUGCGGGCAUCUGCGUCUUGGCCUGACCGCUCUGGAUCCGGCCACUCUGGCCGCUGUGCCCGAGUUUUCACUGCCUGACCUGGUCAGCCUUGGCCACAGCUGGGUCUUCGCCAUCACACGCCACCACAACCGCGUGCCCCGGGAGGGUCAAGCAGAUGCAGAGUCAGCGGCCCCCAGCCGCCCCCAAGCCCUCUUGGUUGAACCCUACCUGCGCAUCGAGCAGUUCCGAAUACCCCGGGACCGCCUGGUGGGCCGCAGCCGGCCAGGGCUCUAUAGCCACCUCUUGGACCAGCUCUAUGAACAAAACGUGCUGCCUCCUACAGCGCGUCGUAGCCGCCUGGGUGUUCUCUUCUGCCCGCGUGAGGAUGGGACCGCCGACAUGCACAUCAUCAUCAACGGGGAAGACAUGGGCCCCAGUGCCCGGGGGCUGCCCGCUGCCCGGCCCCUCUACGCUGUGGUAGAUGUGUUUGCCUCCACCAAGAGUGUGCGCCUGGUCCAACUGGAGUAUGGCUUGCCGUCCCUGCAAACCCUGUGCCGUCUGGUGAUCCAGAAGAGUGUGGUGCACAGGGUGGCCAUUGAUGGGCUCCAGCUGCCCAAAGGACUGAAGGAUUUCUGCAAGUAUGAAUGAAGACCUGUGGCCACCGGAGCAAAGCCACAGAAGUGCAUCCUGCUUCCAGAGCCGUGGCUAAUCUGAAGCUGGCCACACGGCUAACAAUCAGGGCGGGAAAUAAGUAACUGGUGUUGAUGUUCUGAGCACUGGAGGUCUCCUUGCCUCUGCAGCCUUGGAAGAGGCACUUCUGGAGUCACCAGGUCAGAGAAAGUGUUUUAGAACCCAUCUAGAUCAGGGCUCCCUAGUGUGUAUGCCCCUUUGAAUUGUCUGGGGCACUUGGUGAGUGCCAAUGCACCGCACAUGCCCCUUCCAUAUUCUCCUUUGGUUUGUGGUUUGUCAGGGAAUUAAACUCAGUCAUCGUGGCUUUUUGUGUUGUCUUGUUUUAGACAAGGUCUUACCUGCAGCCUAGGCUGGCCGUAGACUUCCAUGUUCUGAGAUUAAAGGCGUGAGCCUCCAUGCCUGACUUGACACUGUUUUUUUGUAAAGGAGUCUCUUCAGAGAGUCUAAUACAUGGUCAGAGUGGAGAGGCAUUUCACUAGAUCAGAGGUUUCACCUUCGGAAAAGACUGUAUUUAGUGUUUUGUUUUUGGUGUGUUUGAGACAGGGUCUUACUGUGUAGCACAGGCUGAUCUUGAACUGUGGCAGCCCUCCUAUCUCAACCUGAGGGUACAGGCAUGGCCUCCUGGUUCUGGCUUCUGUCUUUCGCAGUACUAGGGAUUGAGUUUAGUGCCCCAUGCUUGCUGGAUGAGUGUGUACCACCAAACCACAGUCCCCAGCCUCGCCCAACCCUUUAAAGGCGAGGGAGGUCUCAAUAUGUGGCCCUCGCUGGUGUGAAACUCACAAAGACUUGCCUGUCUUUGCCUUCUGAAUGCUGGGAUUAAGGCGUGUACCACCAUGCCCAGCUGCCAGCCCUCUUUUUAUUCAUCAUUUAGGACAGAGUCUAAGUUCCUCAUGCUGACCUUAAACUUGUGAUCCCUCUGCCCCAGCUUCCCAGGUAGCUGGAUUCCAGGCCUGUUCCAUCAGGCCUGACUAUACUGUCUUCAGGAACUUCAGAAUAUUGGUACAGAGGUCUGUCCCUGGGAUUCUGUUAGCUGCUAAGAUGGAGCAGGGCCCUAGUGUUGUUCAACGUCUCCUAGAGCCUGUGCUGGCCACCAAUGACCUGGACCAACCAUGUCACUAUGCCUGGUUCUAGCAAAUAAUUUAAAAUCAACAACAACAACAACAACAAAAAACAACAACAACAACAAAAAACAAGCCAGGGUCAGGCUGGAGAGAUGGCUCAGUGGUUAAGUGGUUAAGUGUGGUGAUAUAUUGUGUACACUAAUAAACUUUGUGUGAAGAUCAGAGAACAGAGCAAGCUACUAGAUUAAAUAUAGAAGCCAGGCAGUGGUGGCA
This is a messenger RNA of Peromyscus eremicus (cactus mouse), 3326 nucleotides long. It is a transcript of the gene Neurl2, whose product is annotated as neuralized E3 ubiquitin protein ligase 2. Bases 1093 to 1950 code for a protein of 285 amino acids. Gene Ontology annotation, biological process: intracellular signal transduction. NCBI's taxonomy places the organism in Eukaryota, Metazoa, Chordata, Mammalia, Rodentia, Cricetidae. The transcript is spliced from 2 exons. The record is from RefSeq and is a predicted model, not a curated record. Gene Ontology annotation, molecular function: ubiquitin protein ligase activity.